UCACAAUUCACAUACUACAACUUACUUUAAGAAAUUUGAGUACAUGUCGAACACCUAGCCAUGGCUUCGGAAGGCCUGAUUUUUGUUGGAGGAGAGGUGCUGGAAAGUGAUGAUGACGAGGAGGAUCUUCCAGAGUCGGUGGAAGCAGUGUUGUCUCGAUGGUGGAGAUCCAUGCCUGCUGGUGAACGAAAUAGAAUCUCGUGCCAACACAGCCUAGAGGCACAUCUCAGCCCCAGAUCUAGAAUAUGGUCAAUUGCAAGGUUUGCCGAGUGGAAGGUUCGGUGGACUUCUCGUGUGCUCUGGAUGACAGCCGUGAGUCAGUCAAGUAUCAAGUCAAGUCGGCAGGAAAAGCGCAACCUCCCAUGUAGGGAGCAACACACAAUUCUGUUAUGGUUGCCGAAACAGCCAUGACUAUUUUAGCUCCUGUCAAGCUCCUAAAUGCACAGAGGGGGGGAGUUUCUCAACCAGCGUGCUCAGAAGCUAUCAUCAGCGGUUCUCGCCCAUGCAUCUCGGCCUGUCAGUAGGGAGUAUGUGUGUGAUCUCCUGGCCCUUGCCUGCCAUCUGCUGUGGCUUCCUGGCCGUGCCAAAGAGGCAGUUGUACAUCUUGAUACUGCCAUGAAGUCUCUCGCUGCCAACUCGUAUGGUGGAGAACUGGAGAAAUCACUACGGUAUGCUAUGGCCCGUGCAGAUGUGCAGUUCAAGGCGGACUGCCGAAGACGAGAAGCUCUCAAGCUCCAGCGACACGCUGCGUCGCUCCCAGAGUUCCGCACGGUCCGGUGCAUUGCUGCGGAUGAGCUGAAUGAUCACUUGCACGCUUGGCAUGAACAAGCUGAGCCGGUUCUGGUUAAGGGCCUUGCUUGGACUAUGACAUCCACCAAGUGGUCAUUUCAGCAUAUUCGGGAUGUAGCUGGCCACUGCAGCGUGGAACUGAUGAAACCUAGCUCUCAGUCAGCGCUCUGGGCAAAGCUGGAAACCUCAACGACCAGUCUGGUUCGUGACUUUAUCGACCGUCUACUCACGGCGAACGCAUUAGCCGGAAAUGGAAGUGAUUGUCCGUCUACAACUCAGUCGCCAACCUGUGAUGAACCUGCCGCCAAACGUAGCAUGCCCUCUAAGCAAGCGGCUGACGACUGUGACUACCUGUUUGACUGGAGCCUGCCUUUGAACUGUCCUGAGCUGGCUGCAGAAGUCUCCGUGCCACCUGGCCUGGCAGAUAAUUGGCUGAGCAAUCUAUCGGAGGGCACACAGUAUCAUAACAGUUGGCCAAGUUUGUUCGCUGCUCCCAGUGGUCUGGCCAGUGGACUCCAUAUAGAUGCGUUUUGCUCGAGUUUCUGGAUGGCCGUUUUCGAGGGGACGAAAAGGUGGACAAUUUUUCCACGCGAUGAAGCUGCCAUGCUAUCCCCGACCUACCCAUUUUCCUUGGAUGCUGCACUACCGAUGGAUGUGACUGGCUGGAAUGAUCCCAUGUCAAGUCUUGCUACUGAUUACCCAGCACUUACCAUGACUCAUCCCUGGCAAGUGUGUGUAGAGGCUGGGGAUGUGCUGCUGGUACCAUGGGGUUGUGCGCAUCAAGUUGAGAAUGUUGGCACAACACUUGCCAUAUCCAGCAACGUUGUCACACGGCACAACGCCAAGGAAUCCAUAUCUUGGCUAUCACUGCAGCGUCUCGAAGAUCCCAAUGCUGAUGGGAUUGUUAGAGAACUGACUUCACGCCUGAAGGAAGCAUCCCGGGUGCUUGUCCCUGGCUGAGAAGAGCUCCAUGGCAGUAAGUAAGCGUGUGUGCUUGCUGCUUGGAGCUGUGAAGAAUGUGCGGUGGUAGCGUUGUGAUUCGUGUCACAUUGCUGUCCAGUACUGUCGCACAAGCAACCGUGCGGGCCAAUGCCAAUGAGCUGGUCAUCACCAGCUGUGGCAUUCUCAGCACUAUACUCUGAAGAAUAGCUAUACGCUGCCCCUGCUCUUAGCACAGCUUGAGCUACAUAUCAAACCGACUGAGCACGUACCUGGACCCUGAACAGGGGUAUACCACCUACCUACCCCUCCCUCCCCCCCCCCCCCACAAAAUGGGCAUCUUUGUACGGGGGAGGGGGCAUUUGCUCUCUAUGCUGUGUGCCAAGGACACAGUGACACUGCCGGCACUUCACCGGACUAGUGAAUACGACCACCUGUGUAUUUACUUUGGAAGGGCAAUGCAGCCCCAUCUGACAACGCCAAUCGGCAACCGAUUGAGUAAUGAAUGGUUCCAGCGUGACCUGGCCCGCUCACCUUAAUAGCCAAUGUUAUUUGCCGCAGUGUCUCGGAAUGAAUUGUUCAUCCUGCCAUUCAGGUUGCACACGGCUAUUGCUGCGGUCCUUAACCAGGCGCUGCUGUAGCCUAUGAGCAUGCCCACUGUCACAUUACGUGGCACAUGCUGCUAACUUUGCACAAAGUUAAGCCAUUGCAAUCCAGCUUGUAGUCUGGAGUUCGAAUUCAGAAGUGGACUGUGUUUUAACUUUUAACAUGCUAAGUCAUCAGAGUGAAUAACGUUAGCAAGAGAAUAGAACGGUUGUCAGUUGACAACCCUCCUGUUUCCUUUCUCUGCUAGAUCAUGACACUGAUAUAUUUGGUAUCUGUAGUAUGGCUAGUGUUGCUUGUUAGUUGUAUUUUGAUAUCCAAUAUUAUUGUACACUCGAUGAUUGCAUAUCACGCAGCUGAAACUAUUUGAUCAGUGACUGCCACUACUCAGCCUGGUCUACGCCGCACAGCUAUUUGAACAUGCACGCGUGCACAAACACACACACAAACACGUGCACACACACAAACACACACACGCAUACACACACAAACACACACAACACACACACACACACACACACACACACACACACACACACCAGAGAUCAGAGAUCAAAACACUUAGCCGUUCUCCUGCGGGAAUGCAGGCAAUGCCAUGGGUGGGCACAUGUGUCUGCAUUCCACGGCGUGCUUCUAAAAAAACAACUUGUACAAUGCAUUCGAUAAUCAGUGUCUUAUGUAAUGUGGCCAUAUGGGUGGAGACCGGACAGUGCGCACACACGGCAUAUAGAGAUGAUUUCGCUAUGGGAAUACAGAUACUGUAGUGCUAUAAAUCUGAAUAAGGUCGGCUUCACCUGGCAAGGACAUGGAAAUAUACUGUAAUUCCCCGAAUGUAAGUCGCACCUUUUUAUACCUAACUUCAGGGCCAACAAAGGGGGUGCGACUUACAAUCCAGCAUGACUUAGGUACUACUGAAGUGAAUAUAUUGAAACGAUGUGACAUGG
Molecule: messenger RNA, 3275 nt
Organism: Sycon ciliatum
Lineage: Eukaryota; Metazoa; Porifera; Calcarea; Leucosolenida; Sycettidae
Exons: 8
Coding region: 439-1749 (436 amino acids)
Biological process (GO): positive regulation of translational termination; protein hydroxylation
Cellular component (GO): cytoplasm; nucleus
Molecular function (GO): 2-oxoglutarate-dependent dioxygenase activity; sequence-specific DNA binding
Source: RefSeq, a predicted model, not a curated record